AUGUCGCGCCGACCCCAAACUCCUUUCAUGGAAGCUCUGUUUUCCGAUUCUUCGAGAACUAAUCCCUCGAUACAAACUCCAGCUAACAGAUUACGGGUUCCACAAUCCGCGGAAGCAUUCAAAACAGGCGACAUACUCUUUUGGACCUGUCACGAAGGAACUACACCUCCUCCCUCACCACCACCAUCAUCUUCUUCAUCUUCUUCUUCCUCAACCAACAGCUCAAACCACAAUGCUAAAAUUCGUGUUACUGUGGUCAAGAAACACGAAACCGUUAUUGCGGCACCACGUUCAAACCAAGCAGUAAAUUCGAAUGGGGCUUCGAAUACCAGUACCACUAGAACUAUCACACCCGAAGAAGUUAGCGUUUUUUAUGAUGUACGAGUCGACGCGGAUACGAUAGUGCAAAAGGUCAAUGGAAAGGAGUUGACAUGGCUCUGA
Botrytis byssoidea is the source of this 441-nucleotide messenger RNA. RefSeq lists its product as uncharacterized. Bases 1 to 441 code for a protein of 146 amino acids. The record is from RefSeq and is a predicted model, not a curated record. NCBI's taxonomy places the organism in Eukaryota, Fungi, Ascomycota, Leotiomycetes, Helotiales, Sclerotiniaceae. The transcript is spliced from 2 exons.